Messenger RNA from Penicillium canariense, 1203 nucleotides. RefSeq names its product FAD-binding oxidoreductase. The coding region runs from base 1 to 1203 and encodes 400 amino acids. NCBI's taxonomy places the organism in Eukaryota, Fungi, Ascomycota, Eurotiomycetes, Eurotiales, Aspergillaceae. The record is from RefSeq and is a predicted model, not a curated record. Gene Ontology annotation, molecular function: oxidoreductase activity; FAD binding. The transcript has 3 exons.
AUGGCGGGAAUUAGCUCCUCGGCGAUUGAAACACUGCGCGAUCAGCUGGCCACUGCGACCGUCCAUAUCCCGGGCUCCAAAGGUCACCGUGGAUGUCUCCCGCACGACAAUCACGGCUCAGGGGGUGCCACCUGGAAGGCCGUCGAUGAGGCUGGCGCAGCUCACGGCCUGGCGACCGUCGGUGGAACGGUGAACCACACGGGUGUCGGAGGCUUGACCCUCGGUGGAGGGUAUGGCUGGUUGAGUGGCCAAUACGGCCUGACAAUUGACAACCUGCGGUCUGCCACGGUGGUUUUGGCGGACGGCCGCGUCAUGACGGCCUCCGCAACCGAGCACCCCGAUUUAUUCUGGGCCCUGCGAGGCGCGGGAUACAACUUUGGGGUGGUCGUGGACUUCACCUACCAGGCAUACCACCAGGGAAAUCGGGUCUAUGCCGGCAUUCUGGGAUUCUCCCCGGACCGGUUGGAGAGCAUCAUUGAGCUGCUGAAUAGCCUUUUGGCAAAUCCCGAUGCGCGGUCAGGGGCCAUGUGCAUCUUCGCCCAAGCGCCAGACGGUUCGGGCCCGAUGAUCAUCAUUAUCUGUUUCUACAAUGGCACUCGCGAAGAGGGCCAAGAGCGCUUUGCCGGCUUCCUAGCUUUGGAGCCCGUCCUCAACACAGUGGACAUAGUCCCUUACCCGGUGGUGAAUACCCUGCAGAAUCCGCAAGCCACGUAUGGUGAUCGCAAGUCCUUCAAGGGCAUCUUCUAUGAGCCUCCACUAGAUCCCGGGUUUAUGCGAAGUGUGUUUAACGAAUUCAUGGCUAAGAUCCAGGACGAUUUGGAUCUGAUGCCCUCCGCAAUUAUUCUCGAAUGUAUUGACAUGCGCAAGAUCUGCGAGACACCCGUGCCGGCAACCGCACUGGCAAGUCGCAACUUGACCCAAAAUGGUAUUCUGUAUCUACGCUGGACCGAUCCCGCAAAGGAUUUGGAUCAUCGGGCGUGGGCGCGCGGUGUCCAGGCUAAGUGGAAGGCCGAGCUGGACGCGAGGAAAAGAGACCUGCAGGGUGGGGUGGAGGUACCUCAGUACAUCAAUUAUGCUGAACCGGGUGACUCCGUCGUACCCAAUAUCUAUGGUGAGAACUUGGGCCGUCUUCAAACCCUCAAGGCCCGGUACGACCCGAACAAUGUGUUCCAUAAGAUGCACCCCAUUCCCCUGCCCCCUUGA